AUGGAGUCCCCAAUGCAGAAACCCGCAACCACGGACGAUGUCCCCCCAUUUACCGACGAGAAACCCUCUGCUUCCAAGGCGCCCGUCGUAAGAGGCGCUAGAGCGUGCACUGUCUGUCGGGCAGCGAAGAUGAAAUGCGUCGGUGCCGACGACGGCAACAACAUCCCUUGUCAACGAUGCAAACGCUCUGGCGCAGAAUGUAUUUUUGAGAAACAUCGCCGCGGUCGUAAGCCCGGCUCAAGAUUGUCUGAAGCGUCGAAAAUGCUUCGACGUCUCGAGAAGGGGCUCAACACGGCAAAACAACAGAAAUCCACCGUCGCAGAUUCUCUGACCCUCCCGCCGCUCCACAAUUCUCGCGGCACUGAUGCCCGUUACCCAAACGGGGACAGCUUCGGAGCGUCCAGCUCUAGCUUCUCGGACAACAAGUUGCCGCCGUUGAACCUACAGCAAGAGGCUCACCUUCGAUCGGCGCCCGGUUCCGACUCCGAGAUGGAGGAAGACGACGAUUCCAGCUACACAGAUGGAAUGUACCCUGCCAGAAUGAUCAAGCAGAAUGCUCGUAACUCAAGUUUCUUCAAGACGAUCUUGAACCCCGAGCAGGCGGACACGCCCGUCCCACACUCCGCUGUCUCAGACCGUGCCUACCACUCUCAGUCACCCACAUCAGCUCCACCUGGUCAGCGCAUACCUCUAACGGACCUGUUUAGGGAGCAGAAUGAACUUCAAGAUCCUGUUGACGCUGGUCUCAUCGACGAGGAGACGGUUUCACAGCUGUGGGACAUGUUUUUCAUCCGUCUGAACCCCUUUAUAUGCCUAUUCGACCCUGCCCUGCACUCCGUCUCGUAUGUGCGCAAGCGCUCCCCGUUCCUCUUCACGGCGCUCAUCAUGGCCUGCUGCAAAUUUUUCAAAACCGAACUCUAUGUCGAAGUGCUGCAGCUCGCGCACAAGUUCGCUGUCCGUGCGUUUGCCGAGAACCAGCAGAGCGUCGAGGUCGUGCAGGCCUUUGCAUGCAUGACCUACUGGAAGGAGCCAGACGACACGCGCACCUGGACUUACAUCGGCUACGCCUGCCGGAUGUCCGUCGAACUUGGUCUGAACCGUUACGUCGGCAAGCCUCAGGGCGAGACCGAGCUCCAGCUGCGUGAACGCCGGAAUCGCGAGCGCACGUACCUCGUGCUGUUCGUGCACGACCGCAGCCUCAGCAUGCAGACCGGCAAGCACUGGAUGCUCCCCGUGGACGAGCUUGUGCGCCAUACGCACACAUGGCACGAGGAGGGCGGCGCACACAUCCGCCAGGAGGAUGUCAUCGUCGCAGCGUUCACCGAUCUCAGGACGAUCGCGGCCGACGUCACGGACGUGUUCAACAUGCACCAUGGUGGGGGCGGCUUGAGUCAUGAGGAGCGCAACUAUGAAAUGCUCCUGCGCAGCUGCAACCAGAAGCUGAACAACUGGGUCGAGGUGUGGCAGACAGAGAUGCGGCGAGCGAAGGGAAACUCGUAUCAUUUUUCAAUGUUGAUGUUCUUCCAGCUGCAUGUUAGACUAUUCCUCAAUACCUUCGUUAUCAACUCGUCGAGCCCGCAGGCAAGUGGAGGGGUUAACAUACAGGCGCUCAACAUGUGCUACACGAGUGCGAUGGAUAAUCUGAAGAUCAUGGCCGAGGACUUCGCUCAGGUCCAGAUGCUUCGCUACGGCCAGGACUCGACGACGGUUAUGACAGCUUACUCGGCUGUGGUUUUGAUGAAGCUCCUGCGUGGCAACAACCAUUUGUUGCGUCUCGUGGACGAUGCCGCCAACAAAAUCCAUUCGAUGAUCAGUAAGGCUGCGGAAGCGUAUCAUAACGCUGCACUGUUGUCACCAGCGUCAUCAUCUGCGGAGUAUCACGCCCGCUUCUUACAAUCGUUGCUUGCCAACGAUGUGUACAAGCAGCAGCAGCAGCAGCAACAGGUAGAGCAGGAGCGCAUGAAGCGGGAGUUGCCCUCUUUAAACGUGCAUCAUAUUCCGCAAAAUGCCCCCGCUCGUUCAACCCAUGGGUAUGCUCAAUCGCAGGCGUACCCACAAGCAUCACAACCGGUUGACUACAACAGUGGCUACUACGUGCAGUCGUCCGUCGCUUCGCAGGCAUCUGCAGUAUCCUCAGGAGCAUCUACCUCGUCGACCAUGUCUUCGCCCUACACCCCGACACAGCCCGCUGGGUAUUCUCAGGUGCGGGACGGUGACUACGCCAUGACCGACGCGUCCGUGCGCCACAGCUCGCUGAGCAACCUGAGCUUAUCGGGGAUGGCGACGACGUACGCGCAGUACCAGGCGCAGCCGACCUCAGAGCACGAUGCGUCAUACUGGCGGAAGAUGUGGUGCGACCUUGGGAUCGAUGGCAACGUGGACCCGACGUCGGCGUACGGCGUGUACCAGGCAAACGGCGCUGGUGACAGUGCGUCGGCAGCGGCCUCGCAGGCGUCGUACGGCAUGACAUACCGCGAUACGCACGUCGGCGACCACGGCUACCAGAGCCACCAUCCGCAGCCGCAGCCGCAGCAUUAUCAGUACCCUGUCGUAAACGCGUACCAGAGCGCUGCUUAUAGCAGCCGAUGACGUCCCCGCAUCCCUCACUGAUAGCCCUGGUCUCCCAUCUUGAACCAUGUGCUCCCGUCCUAUGUAUUUAUCCCUCCGCCGCGUCUCCCGCCCUCGUCUGUCCGUCCGCCUGCCUGUCUUGUCGCGCCCCUUGCCCAGGAGUAUGCAACCCUUCGUCUACACUACGGCCUGCUGUCUCUCUAUUUUUAUUUCUGCCUGUCCCUUGUACUAUAGCCUGGUGUGAUAGUGUAGACGUUCCGGUGUAAUGGCUCUUGGGAGAUCUUGUCGCAUCAUGGCUCACAAUGCAAGUUCUUCUUGAGAUC
Postia placenta MAD-698-R-SB12 is the source of this 2891-nucleotide messenger RNA. RefSeq lists its product as hypothetical. Gene Ontology annotation, molecular function: DNA-binding transcription factor activity, RNA polymerase II-specific; zinc ion binding; transcription cis-regulatory region binding. The transcript is spliced from 9 exons. Gene Ontology annotation, biological process: DNA-templated transcription; regulation of DNA-templated transcription. NCBI's taxonomy places the organism in Eukaryota, Fungi, Basidiomycota, Agaricomycetes, Polyporales, Adustoporiaceae. The record is from RefSeq and is a predicted model, not a curated record. The coding region runs from base 1 to 2589 and encodes 862 amino acids. Gene Ontology annotation, cellular component: nucleus.